Messenger RNA from Paramecium sonneborni, 998 nucleotides. NCBI's taxonomy places the organism in Eukaryota, Ciliophora, Oligohymenophorea, Peniculida, Parameciidae. The record is from the annotation of a GenBank genome assembly.
AUAAUUUAUAAAUGAAUAGUGGGUUGUCAAUUUAACAUUUUUAAUUGCCUAUAUGCAAGUAUAACAAUUAGAUCAUAGCAAAAGUUAAUCAAAAGUUGCUAAUAAAAAAUGAUGGCUUCUUCGUAUAUUUAAAUUAAUACAUAGCAAUAAUUUUAUUUUGACUAUUUUUAACAAAAGGUAGCUUUUUUGACAUUUGAUGGAUUUGUAAAGAUUUAUGAUAUCAUUUAAACUAGAGAUGGCUAGAAACAUAUUUUUAAUUGUGAAUUUAUGGCGUAAAAUAAUUUAAUUUUUGAAGUCAUUAGGGAGCUAUAAAAUCAUUAACUUGGCAAAGCCCUUCAAUGGAUAGUAUGAUUGCUACAUGUGGUGAUUAGGAUAAGACAAUAAAAGUUUUUAAAGAAACUGGAAAAGUUUGGAGAGAAAUAAAAUAGAUAUCAGAUAAUAGAAAACCAUUGAAAGUUUAAUGGAUUGAGAAUGAACUAUAAUUAUUAAUAGGUUAUUAUGAAGGAGAUAUUGAAAUUAGAUAAGGGGAUAAUUAUCAAUUAGCUUUUAGUAUUAAAAUGUUUAAGAAUUUAAUUGAUUUUGAUUUACAAUUAAUGCAGCAAGAUGCUAUUCUUAUAAGUAGUGGAGUAGGUGGAGAUUCAAAUUAUGUUUUCUAAAUCCAAAUUAUAAAAUUAGGUAAUAAAGAAAAGAUUGAUUUUAAAUCAAAAUUUACUUAACCGUUAGCAUCAUAAAUUUAAAAUCUGAAGAUAGCUCCAUAUAUUAAUGAUAAUGAAAUAAAGGUAGCCGGAUUAUAUGACAAUAGAGCAAUAAUAAUAUUCAUAGAGUAUAAUGAAUAGUUAAGCUAAAAUAUUGAUAAAAUUACUGAUUAAUUUAUAGACAUUGACUCAAAUGUUUGGUAAUUUUAAUGGUCCAUAUUUGGAAAUGAAUUACAAAUAUAUACUGAAAAUGGAGUGAGAGUUUAUUAAUAAAAUAUUGAUGAUAAAUUUGUGAUAUUGUGA